Eubalaena glacialis (North Atlantic right whale) is the source of this 1146-nucleotide messenger RNA. RefSeq names its product chitinase 3 like 2 (gene CHI3L2). Gene Ontology annotation, molecular function: chitin binding. Gene Ontology annotation, cellular component: extracellular region. Lineage: Eukaryota; Metazoa; Chordata; Mammalia; Artiodactyla; Balaenidae. The record is from RefSeq and is a predicted model, not a curated record. Gene Ontology annotation, biological process: carbohydrate metabolic process; chitin catabolic process.
AUGGGAGAAAUCACCAUGGACCAGAAGUCUGUCUCCCUGGGAUCUGCCUACAAACUGGUUUGCUACUUUACCAACUGGUCACGGGACAGGCAGGAACCAGGAAAGUUCACCCUUGAGAGCACUGACCCCUUCCUAUGUUCUCACCUCAUCUACUCAUUCGCCAGCAUCAGUAACAACAAGGUCAUCAUCAAGGACAAGAAUGAUGUGAUGCUUUCCCAGACCAUCAGCAGUCUCAAAACCAAGAAUCCCAAACUGAAAAUUCUCUUGUCCGUUGGAGGGUAUCUGUUUGGUUCCAAAGGGUUCCACCGCAUGGUUGAUUCUUCUACAUUACGCUUGGAAUUUAUCAACUCUGUAAUCCUGUUUCUGAGGAACCAUAACUUUGAUGGGCUGGAUAGCUGGAUUUACCCAGAUCUGAAAGACAACACUUGUUUCACUGUGCUGAUUCAUGAGUUAGCAGAAGCCUUUCAGCAGGACUUUGUAAAAUCCACCAAAGAAAGGCUUCUCUUGACUGCAGGAGUUUCCGCAGGGAGGCAUAUGAUUGACAAUAGCUAUCAGAUCAAGGAAUUGGUAAAAGAACUGGAUUUCAUCAACUUCCUGUCCUUUGACUUCCAUGGCUCUUGGGAAAAACCCCUCAUCACUGGCCACGAUAGCCCUCUGAGAAAGUAGCAGCUGGACAGAGGGACAAGCUCCUACUACAAUGUGGAAUAUGCUGUGGGAUACUGGAUAAACAAAGGGAUGCCUGUGGAGAAGGUGGUCAUGGGCAUCCCAAUGUAUGGACGUUCCUCUACACUGGCCUCUGCAGAAAACACCUUGGGGGCCCCUGCCUCUGGUCCUGGAGCUGCUGGCCCCAUCACCAAGUUUUCAGGCUUCCUGGCUUAUUAUGAGAUCUGCCAGUCCCUGAAAGGAGCCAAGAUCACGAGGCUCCAGGAUCAUCAGGUUCCCUAUGCAGUCAAGGGGAACCAGCGGGUGAGCUAUGAUGAUGUGGAGAGCGUGGAGACCAAGGUUCAGUUCCUAAAGAAUCUAAACCUGGGAGGGGCCAUGAUCUGGUCCAUUGACAUGGAUGACUUUACCAGCAAAUCCUGCAGCCAGGGCUCCUACCCCCUCGUUCAAGCUGUCAAGAGAAGCCUUGGCUCCCUAGGAAGAUAA